GUUUCACGUGACCGCUUCCGUCACCGUCGCCUCGUGAGCGCAAAACCGAGGCGCGCGCGUGCGCUGGGAGGCCGCGGCCGCCGACGUUCGGCGGCGGAGGGAUGACGUUGCUCUCUUGGGCCGUAAGAGGCUGAGGAGGCCCUUCUUCGAGCUGCUCGGCGGCGUCAACCGCCGCUUUUAGUUCCUUUGACAGGCCGAACCGGGCCGACUGCCCCUGCUGCUGCCGGCGGUGGGUAAACGGGGGCCUUUUGGCUUCUCAGUCCCGGUCCUUGGAGGGACUGAGAGAUGAGCUCGGCGUGAGGUGAGUGUGUGUCUGCUCCGUCCCUCUCGAGCCAUGGCUGCGACGAGCUGGCAAGAGGCUGUGGCCCAGCAGGCCGAGGAGGUGUCGGCUCGGCUGAGGGAAGUGUUGUCUGCCGGCGUGAACCUACUACGCACCGAGCUGGGCCUAGAGUUGCCCGCCGGCCUGGAGCCGCAGCGCCUCCCCACCUGGUUGCUGCUCGCCUCCACGUCGGUUCUCGCGCUGCUGGUCUUGCUGGGGCUCCUGUGGGCCGUGGCCUUCGCCCGAGGAGGAGGAGGGUAUGCUGGCAGAACGCGCUCCAGAAGAACAUCCAAGGUGGGAGACGAGGACGAAGAAGAAGAGGAGGACGAAGAAGAAGAAACGGCGGCGGCGACCACGACGACCCUGGGCCUGACGAGAUGCACUGGCGGCCCCAACAAGGGGGUUCCUGGUGCGCCCUCGAUUCUCAAGGGGCAAGAGCAGAAGAGGGCGAGUAAGAAGAAACUACUCGAGAAAACGGACAAGCUUAAUGGUCAGCCUGCUCAUGAAGUGUCUGAAGAGGAAAUAAUACACCCUACCCAAAGAGAAAAUCUAAAGCAGCCACUGACAUCAGAUGUGGAAAAGAAAACUGAAAAGUCAAAGAAGAGUAAGAAGAAACCAAAAGGAGAUGCUAGAACUGUUCAGGAUCAAUUACGUGUUGAUGGAAAAGAAGUUGAUGAAGGAGCUUGGGAAACAAAAAUCAGUAACAGAGAGAAACGCCAGCAGCGUAAACGUGACAAGGUACUGACUGAUGCUGGGUCAGAAUCAAAUAUAUCCACUACGGAAAAUUCAGUUUUAGUAUCCACUGAACAACUAACAUCUGCAACAUCCUUUUCAGUUGGUCCCAGAAAGAACAAAGGCGAUCCAAUUUUGAGUGUUCAAGUUGGUAACUCUAAAUCUGGAAAAGGGGAUGGUACACUCCAGCCAGGUUCUUCAGGUCUGAGUGAAGGCCCCACAGUAAAUGGAAGUAACUGGAAUGAAAAGCCUGUAAAGCUUUCUCCUCAGAUCAGUACAGCCGAAGAGAAAUGGACUCCAGUAUCAUCUGCAGGUAGCAAGAGGAAGAAUGAGACAUCAGCUUGGGGAAAAGAUGCUGGAGAUAAUGGAAAUGGAAAGGACUGGGGAGUGUCCCUGGUGGGCAGAACCUGGGGUGAGCGCACUUUGUUCCCUGGUAUUGCAGCAUGGUCUGGAGUGGAUGGAAGAAUUAAUACUCCUGAACAGAGUUCUGCUUCAUUUUCUUCCUUGGGACUAAAUCCUACAGUUCCUGGAUCCAGCACUGAAUCUGUUGCUCAGGCUGGUACUUCAGACUUCCAGUGGGAUUUAAAUCGUAAUCAAGCACCCAUUGAUGAUGAAUGGUCUGGGUUGAAUGGGCUUUCUUCUACUGAUCCUAGUUCUGAUUGGAAUGCCCCAGCAGAGGAAUGGGGAAACUGGGUGGAAGAAGAAAAGGCUCCUUCUGUUCCACAGGUUGAAGAAACAUUAUCUGAGGCUCAAAAGGUUUCGGAUGAUGAGAAAGAAAAGGCAGAACCAACUCUGCAAAAUACUGCAAGUGGUAAAUCAAAAAAGAAAAAGAAGAAAAAGAAAAAGCAAGGAGAAGAGGCUAGCUCUCCUCUACAGGAUGCUGACGACCUGGAUAAACAAGCUGGAGAAGAAUUUCCAGAAGAUACCUCAAAAUUUCAACCAGAAGAGAUAGCUUUCUCAUUAAAGACCAUCAGUACUAGUGAACAAGCUGAGCCUGAGAUGUCCUCAUUUGCUGUUUCUACUGAGCCAUCUGUAACUGUAUCAGAGAGUGAAUCUGACAAGAUACCUUCCCAAGUGCCACAGAUGCUUCAAGACACAGAACUUCCUGUUUCUAGUGUUAAGCAAAACAGUGUGCCUCUGCCACAGACCAAGUCAGAAGAAAGCUGGGAAUCCCCGAAACAAAUCAAAAAGAAGAAAAAAGCUAGAAGGGAAACGUGAAUUUUUUUUUUAAAUGGACAUGUGCUGCAGAAACACUUGUUGUGAAGAUUAUGCUGUUUAUGCAAUAAUUUGUGAACCUGUACAGAAUUUUAUAUAAAUUUCAACAGAUUUUUUUUAAAGAACAAACUGCUUUGAACACAACCAUCUUUAAAAACAAGAACAGAAGGAGAAUAAGUUGGUGACCUAAUUUAACAGGACAUAUAACAAUACUGGAAGAUGAAUUGAAGAGUCUGUAUUUUCAAACUAUGGGGAAACUAAUUUUUAGAAAUUCUUGGCUUUACAGCAUAUUAUCUAUUUCAUGUCACUGGACAGAAAAGAUUGAUAUAAACAUUCCCAAUCAUCUUUACAACUGAUGUAUCACUCUGAGUGACAUUGAUUAUGAAUUUGUUUAAUACCCAAAUCAAAGAAGUCUGGUUAAAUAAUCUGCCAUAUCUUUCUAAUAGAGUAUGUGAACUAUACAGUUAUGAGUAAAGGGAGAGGCUGGAGCUCCAGAAGCAUUUACUUAGAUAUCGUCCCCAAACUUGAGUGGUAGUCUGCUUCAGAAUAAGUGUGCACAAGAAUUAUCGCUACAAUAAUUUCAGUAAAAUUACUUUAGUUUAAAAAUGUGGCUUAGAUGCAGAACUGUUAUUGAUGAAGUGAGAUAAUGGAUCAUAAUUUCAGCAUGGGUCAUGAAGUAGCCUCUGGUAGUCUUCUACUUGAAUUGCUCAGAUAAUAUAUUUUUAAGAAGAUGGGCAGUAUGCUCAAGAUCAACCUCGUUUUUUUUAAGGUAGUAUGUUAGCUGUUGUCCUUUAAGGUUUAUUCCCUAUAAUUUUGAGUCUGUUUUGUUUCUUCUCUGCUACCCACUUCUUUUUUAAAUUAUAUGUCUCUAAUCUUUUUUUAAAAACUUUCCAUAAACUCUUCAGAAAUGUGGUGGAGAAAGGACGAGGGGAAAUAAUAGCUUCAAACAGCUUUAAUUGAUGUUGAGACCACCUGUAUCAGGAAGUGCUUUUUUUACUGCCUUAACCUAUGUAGAAUCUGCAUCUAGUAUUCUUAAAUAGGAUUAAGUGUUGUUGGUGGUAUUUGGGUUGUUUUUUUUUUUAAAUCAUGCAAGUAUAGCAAUUGUGAAACAACUUUCCUCUUGAGAUUACUGAUUAAAAUGGGAGUUGAGCUGCAUCAUUUUCAGGCACUGUAAGUACAUCACAUCAAGCAAGCAGGUAUCUAUCAAAGAAUAGUGCAUGCUCAACCAUGUACACUGUAUAUAGCUUUUACAAAUGUCUCUGUGUUUAAAGGACCAUAAUUAACAUAACAUGGUGAACAUCUAUUAAAAAAGCCAUGAUUUUUUGAUGUGAUUGGCUUAGGGGUUUUUUUCUUGUGGUAGGAAAAUUGUAACAGCUGUAACCAAUGGUACUUAUUGACUCUCCCAUAAUGUGUCAUUGUAUACAUCUGAAAUUUUGGUAAAAUUAACUUGCAAUGCAAGAACAAUUAAAGCAGCAAACUGAAUUUAGUUGUAUUGAAAACAAGCCUUAUUAAUUGAUAGUGUUCCUAAUGAAUACUAAUGUGCACAGGUAUUAAUUCCUGUUUCAGGAACAUGGAAGAUGUUUACAUGUUCAGAUGUUUUGUUUAAUUCAGUGACAUUUCUAAAUCAAUUUUGUUAAAAUAAAUUGAGCAAAUUGA
Molecule: messenger RNA, 3922 nt
Organism: Pogona vitticeps (central bearded dragon)
Lineage: Eukaryota; Metazoa; Chordata; Lepidosauria; Squamata; Agamidae
Source: RefSeq, a predicted model, not a curated record